AAAGUGUUUUGGUAGAUUCACGGUUGAUUUUAGCUUCACGUAAGUUUAAGCUCCUCCCAAUUUAACAUUCUUCUUUCCUGCUCAACAAAUUUCAUUUUCAAUGUAUUUGGGAUACUAGCUGUUUAUUCUGUAUGCUACUUUAACUUUAUAUGACUUUGCUUGAUGUUUCAGAGUUGGGGAGGAUUUUGAACCAAAAGAAAGAGGGAGUGUUGAUAUGAUGGAGGAGCAGCCGAAAGAAGAAACUGCGCUGAUUUCUGAUGGAAUCAUGGAGGACAGAGGUGUUUCAGUAAAUGAAGAAGAAACAAAUUCCCAAUGUGAUUCAGAAAAUGAAGAAGAAACAAAAUGUGAAGGUGAGUCAGAAAAUGAAGAAACAAAAUGCGAAGGUGAUUCAGAAAAUGAAGAAAGAGAAGACAAGGAGAAGUCUGUUAAUGGCGUUAAUGCUUGUCCAUUGGCUAAGGAAAAGGGGACAGCCAAAAAGAGAGACAAAAGAUUGAGUAUUUUUCACAGGAGCCUUAAAGCCAAGUCUGGUCACAAGAAGCGUAAAUGGAAGAAUGUUUCAUCAAGGUCCGUCUCCUAA
Rosa rugosa (rugosa rose) is the source of this 577-nucleotide messenger RNA. RefSeq lists its product as uncharacterized. The record is from RefSeq and is a predicted model, not a curated record. Lineage: Eukaryota; Viridiplantae; Streptophyta; Magnoliopsida; Rosales; Rosaceae. The coding region runs from base 215 to 577 and encodes 120 amino acids. The transcript has 3 exons.